This is a messenger RNA of Solea senegalensis (Senegalese sole), 3882 nucleotides long. It is a transcript of the gene tyk2, whose product is annotated as tyrosine kinase 2. The transcript is spliced from 24 exons. NCBI's taxonomy places the organism in Eukaryota, Metazoa, Chordata, Actinopteri, Pleuronectiformes, Soleidae. Gene Ontology annotation, cellular component: membrane; cytosol; cytoskeleton. Gene Ontology annotation, molecular function: ATP binding; cytokine receptor binding; non-membrane spanning protein tyrosine kinase activity. The record is from RefSeq and is a predicted model, not a curated record. The coding region runs from base 193 to 3675 and encodes 1160 amino acids. Gene Ontology annotation, biological process: cytokine-mediated signaling pathway; peptidyl-tyrosine phosphorylation; cell differentiation.
CUGGUUUCAGGAAGCACCAGCGACAACAGCAGCGAGUCCGUCUUGUUUUCGCACGAAAUUCACUAGAACACGAGCGAGCGGAUGACGACGUGGUGGAGGAAAAACACGGUUAUGAAGCCUCUCCCGGAGUGAGUUGUAUUUCAACUGGACAGGAUUUUUUAUCCCACACGGUCAAAGAAGAAACCUCACAGAAUGUGGGGAUCCAAGCGUUCCAGGACAGGGACGUCUCCAGGCCAGAGUGACCCUCCGCAGGGUCAAGGCGUCCAUGUUCUCCUCCUCUGGACCAAGGAGGGGGAGAGAUACUUGUCCCACACGAGUGGUGAGGUCACAGCAGAGGAGCUGUGUAUCUCAGCUGCUGAAGCUGCAGGGAUAACACCUCUGUGCCAUGUGAUGUUCGCUCUUUACAAUCCGCUGUUGCGCUAUUGGUACAGUCCAAACCAUGUUUUCAGUCCAGACGAGAACCCUGGUCUCAUACUGCAUUACUGUAUGAGGUUUUACUUUCAGAAUUGGCACGGGAUGAAGGAGAAGGAGAAGGAGAAAGGGCCAACUAUAUCCCGUUAUUGUCUCAGAUCUGGGACAGAUCAAGGGGGUUCCCCUCUGCUCGACAUCAGUUCCUUGGAGUAUUUAUUCGCUCAGGCAAAAUACGAAUUUGUGAAUGACGUGGUGCAGAUGGAAACCAUAAAGUCGGAGGAGGAGCAGAUACGCUUCAAAAAUGAGAGUUUGGGAAUGGCCAUACUACACCUUUCACACCAGGCAAUGCAGACGGGCUGCACUUUACAGGAGGUUGCAGAGAAAGUCAGCUACCUACGCUGCAUUCCAAAGUCUUUCGCCAAACACAUCUCCAAAACCAACUUCCUGACAAAAUUCCGGAUCCAACGAGUGUUUGCAGACUUUGUGAGAACUUUCCAGAAACACACCAAGGACAAGGGGGUCCAGGAGGUCAUGUGCAAGUACAUUUCUACGCUGGAAAACCUAGCGCCGCGUUUCGGCACAGAGACUUUCACCGUACCCCACCUGGAGCUACGGAACGAUGGGGACGGAAGCAACUGUAACUCCCCCGGCACAGACACUCAGGACGUCUCGAAAGACAACUUCACAACCCCCACUUAUGAAAUAAUGGUGUCGGGCACAAAGGGGAUUCAGUGGAGGAAGGUGUUGGAGCAGAAGGCAAACACUCACCUCAGGAAUGACUACAUGAACUACGGGAAGAAGGCGAAACACCAGUCCACUCAGCCCAGUGCAGCAACUCCAAACAAAUUGACCUCCUUCUGCGAUUUCCCUGAAAUAUCUCACAUAGCCAUCAAUGGAGCUAAUGUAUCUAUUAGCAAUCAGGACAAUCAGUACAUGGAGGUUCAGAUGAACUCCAGCCAGGAAGCCCGUUCCUUCAUCUCUCUCCUGGAUGGAUACUACCGGCUGACCGCAGACGCCCACCACUAUCUCUGUCAUGAAGUGGCUCCCCCAAGGGUCGUGCUGAGUGAAGCGAAUGGACUGCACGGACCUAUGCAUGAGGAUUUUGUGCUGCUGAAGCUGAAGAAGGAAGGAGCAGAGGAGGGAGCUUACCUCGUACGGUGGAGUGCCCUUAACUUUCGCCGCAUCAUCCUGGCUGUGCUGAACAAAAACAAUAACGGAGCGACGUCGAGGCACAAGCAGUUUCGCAUCGAGCACAGGUGCUCGAUUUUCCGUCUGGAAGGCUGGGAACAGGAGUUCUCCAGUGUGAAGGAGCUCAUCGACAGCCUCAAGACAUUCGUGCUCAGGUCGGGAUCAGACUGCUUUGUUCUCAAGAAGUGCUGUUUGCCAAGACAAGCAGAGCUGUCAAACCUUCUGGUGAUGAGGAAAGAUCAACAACAACGGGUCAACACCGAAUCCUCCAAGCCCUUCUUUUACUUCCACCAGCUUAAGGAGAGAAACAUAGUGCAGGAACGACAUCUGGGACGUGGGACCAGAACGAACAUCUACGCAGGUCGUUACCUGCUGCAGGGAGAAGCAGACAACGACGAAUUCAACAACAAUAACUUGAGCGACCGCAAGUCGAUCCGAGUGGUUCUCAAAGUCCUAGACCAAAACCAUAAAGACAUUGCACUCUUUGAAACUGCGACGCUCAUGAGUAAGGUGUCCCACAGUCACCUGGUGUUUGUGCACGGUGUUUGUGUCAAAGGAUCUGAAAACAUCAUGGUGGAGGAAUUUGUGGAGUUUGGGCCUCUGGAUUUGUUCCUUCGCAGGGAAAAAGCAUCGGUGACGCCACAGUGGAAAUUCAUUGUGGUAAAACAACUCGCUAGUGCCCUCGGCUAUCUCGAGACCAAACGUCUGGUUCAUGGAAAUGUCUGUGCCAAGAACAUUCUGGUGGCAAGGCGCGGUCUGGAGCCCGGCACCACACCUUUCAUCAAGCUGAGUGAUCCAGGAAUCGCCCUGAGCGUCCUCUCGCGAGAAGAGCGUCUCGAGCGGAUCCCCUGGAUCGCCCCAGAGUGCGUCGACAGCGGCAUGGCCAUUGGCGAUACUGCUGACCAGUGGAGCUUUGGCGUCACGCUGCUGGAAAUCUGCAACAACGGCGAUCUUCCCCUGAGUCGCUGCUCGUUGUCCAAGAAAGAGCGCCUCUAUCAGCAGAAGGGCCGUUUAGGUGAACCGUCCUCGCAGGAGUUGGCCACUUUCAUCAACAUGUGCUUGACCUACGAACCCAUGGAGAGGCCCUCAUUCCUCGUUCUGCGCAGAGAGCUUCCAGAAAUCCCAGAAAAUUCUGAUAUUUCUCCCAGUGAAUUUGCCAAUGACCCAGACCCAAGUGUGUUCCAGAAGCGCUACAUGAAAGAGAUUCGGGAAUUGGGAAAGGGUCACUUUGGAAAGGUGAUUCUGUACCUGUACGACCCGGCCAACGAUGGCACCGGGGAGUACGUGGCCGUGAAGUCUUUGAAACAGGAGAGUGGUCACGUGCCCGAGAGCUGGAUGAAGGAGAUCGAUAUUCUGAAGUCUCUCCAUCACAACAACAUUGUCAAGUACAAAGGUUGUUGCACCGAACUGGGAGGACAAGUGGUGCAGCUGAUAAUGGAGUACCUUCCUCAGGGGAGUCUGCGAGAUUAUCUUCCCUCGCGUAAACUGGGUGUGCCCCAGUGCCUUAUGUUCGCUCAGCAGAUCUGCCAGGGGAUGGAUUACUUACACUCCAGGCGAUACAUCCAUCGAGAUCUGGCUGCCCGUAACGUUUUAGUGGAAAACGACAGUUUGGUGAAGAUCGGAGACUUCGGCUUGUCAAAAUACAUUCCCGAGGGUAAGAUCUACUAUCAAGUACGUGAGGAUGGAGACAGUCCAGUGUUCUGGUAUGCGAUCGAGUGCCUGAGGGAGAGUAAGUUUUCUUUUCCGUCCGACAUUUGGUCCUUUGGCGUGACAUUGUAUGAGAUCCUGACUCGCUGUGACUCACGCCAGAGCCCUCCAGAGAAAUUACGAGAAAUGAUGAAUUCACCCAAUGAACAGAUGACCUUGUUGGCACUCCUAAAAAUGUUGGAGAGAAACCUGCGAUUGCCUUGUCCAAGGGAUUGCCCACACAAGGUGAAACUGUUGAUGGAUCAGUGUUGGGCCACAGAUCCUGAACAACGGCCGUCUUUCAAAUCCCUCAUCGAACAGUUGGAAUUGAUUCGCCGGACCUACGACUGGCAGCCAGGUACAAACUUCUCGCUGGCUCAGAUUUGUUGAUGAAUGAAGCAAAGACCUGUUUGCCGACAUGCCAUCACUUUGCUACCAUGGCAACCACAUAUUACUCAGCCACCAGUGAUGCGUUUCCUGCUGUGCUAUCGCCUGCUCUCUCCAUUUACAUUGUUGUCUUUUUGAUAAAAGUGCCCUGCUGUAUGCUUGCAUGUGUUGUAAUGAACACAAUAAUAAAGUCAGUUGGUGUGCGUUCAA